Messenger RNA from Suillus subaureus, 315 nucleotides. RefSeq lists its product as uncharacterized. NCBI's taxonomy places the organism in Eukaryota, Fungi, Basidiomycota, Agaricomycetes, Boletales, Suillaceae. The transcript has 2 exons. The record is from RefSeq and is a predicted model, not a curated record. The annotation marks the transcript as partial.
CAACUUGGCAGGAACAUCUAUCUGUGGUUUGAUGCAGUUGUUAAACUUCAACAGCAAAUUCAUAUCACAGAUGCUGUCUGGCACAACAUUCUGCAACAUGCGAGAACUGGAGCAUGUACAAGUGUUGAUUUCUCAGAGAUUCAACAACUUGUUCUCACCAAUAAAGAAUUUCUAAUCACACCUCACAACAGUGUACAAUCUCGAUGGAAUAUUAGAGCUACAGAAAAGCACUGCUUACUCACUGGAGAGAUAUUGUACAUCUGCCCUGCGGAAGAUUCCACUCAUGACACACCACUCCAACUGCACAAUGACUAG